AUGACAAUUCUUGUCGUAGAUCGAUACUACAUGCUCAUGAACUUACUCUUUGCUCUAACUUGUCUCCUCUUGAACUUAACUCAUUGCUUUAGCCCCAAGAAAUUCAACAUUUCAGCCGCCACGACCAGCGAUUCUGAUUGGUCUAUCGCCGGAUCUACGUGGUAUGGUAACCCCACCGGAUACGGAAGCGACGGUGGAGCUUGUGGUUAUGGAAAUGCUGUUGCACAACCUCCGUUUUCGAAAAUGGUAUCAGCCGGAGGUCCGUCGUUGUUCAAGUCAGGAAAAGGAUGUGGUGCAUGUUACCAGGUAAAAUGCACUUCGAAAUCGGCAUGUUCGAAAAAUCCUGUUACGGUGGUCAUUACAGAUGAAUGUCCUGGAUGCGUUAAGGAGUCGGUCCAUUUCGAUUUGAGUGGUACAGCGUUUGGUGCCAUGGCAAUUUCUGGUCAAGAUAGUCAGCUUCGCAAUGUCGGAGAAUUGCAGAUUCUUUAUAAAAAGGUUGAGUGCAACUAUAUAGGCAAAACGGUGACAUUUCAAGUGGAUAAAGGUUCAAACGCUAACUCCUUCGCGGUUUUGGUUGCGUAUGUAAACGGAGACGGCGAAAUUGGCCGAAUUGAACUCAAACAAGCUCUAGAUUCUGACAAGUGGUUGUCUAUGAGCCAAUCAUGGGGCGCCGUGUGGAAGCUCGACGUGUCGUCACCUUUGCGUGCCCCGCUCUCUCUCCGAGUGACUUCGUUGGAAUCCGGCAAGACUGUUGUGGCUUCCAAUGUCAUUCCCGCAAACUGGCAACCCGGUGCGAUAUACAAAUCCAACGUCAACUUUUAAGACUAGCUAGAACUAAACUAAUCAUAAAGUAUAAAUAAUAUCUCUUACUUAAAUGUUCAAUCCCGUGUGGUGGCAAUAAUAUAAAUUAGGUCUAGUGUGCUCAAAUGUUUGUUCAUUUGAGUUGUGGUUUAUACAUAUGUCAUAUAUAUGUGGUAAGUUUACGCCUUUACACAGAAAACUUGUAUCCAGGGUGAUAUACUUUAUAAAAGGAAAGGAUUUUUAAGCUAAAAAAAAGAAAAGCUAAUGUAUUUGUCCAUAUAGGCAAGUAUACAUU
This is a messenger RNA of Arabidopsis thaliana (thale cress), 1096 nucleotides long. It is a transcript of the gene EXPB2, whose product is annotated as expansin B2. The transcript is spliced from 4 exons. NCBI's taxonomy places the organism in Eukaryota, Viridiplantae, Streptophyta, Magnoliopsida, Brassicales, Brassicaceae. Gene Ontology annotation, cellular component: extracellular region; membrane. The record is from RefSeq and is marked reviewed. The coding region runs from base 1 to 822 and encodes 273 amino acids.